Molecule: messenger RNA, 1566 nt
Organism: Vicia villosa (hairy vetch)
Lineage: Eukaryota; Viridiplantae; Streptophyta; Magnoliopsida; Fabales; Fabaceae
Product: methionine aminopeptidase 1A-like
Exons: 16
Coding region: 88-1281 (397 amino acids)
Biological process (GO): proteolysis
Molecular function (GO): metalloaminopeptidase activity
Source: RefSeq, a predicted model, not a curated record
CUUCUCUGCUUGAAAAACCUUUCCUUCCCAUUUCUACAUUUCCACUCUCAAAAUCCUCAAAACCCUAGUAACCAGUUGCUUCCAACGAUGUCCAGUGAAUCCGAUGCAUCCGUAAACAAACUCUCUUGCGCUAACUGUUCCAAACCUGCAAAUCUUCAGUGUCCGAAAUGCAUGGAAUUGAAGCUUCCUCGCGAAGGUUCUGCAUUCUGCUCCCAAGAAUGUUUUAAAUCUUCAUGGAGUUCGCACAAAUCAGUGCAUCUGAAGGCAAAACUAUCUUCAGGUGGUACACAGAAUUCAGACUCACUUGGUGAAGGAUGGCUAUAUUGCGUGAAGAGAGGGCAGGGUCGAACUCCAAAGCUUCCUUACUAUGACUGGACUGGUGCGCUGCGGCCAUAUCCCAUAUCUCCUAAACGGAUUGUCCCAGCUCAUGUUGUUAUACCUGAUUGGGCUGAUGAUGGAAUUCCCAUAAUUGAGCCCAAUAGUGAUCUGCAGCAUACUGUUGAGAUCAAGUCACCAGAUCAAAUUGAAAGAAUGAGAGAAACUUGUCGGAUUGGAAGAGAGGUGUUGGAUGCUGCUGCUCGGAUUAUUCAGCCCGGCGUGACAACUGAUGAGAUUGAUAGAGUAGUUCACGAGGCAACUAUUGCUGCAGGAGGAUACCCUUCACCUCUCAAUUACCAUUUCUUUCCAAAAUCUUGCUGCACGUCAGUUAAUGAAGUGAUCUGCCAUGGAAUUCCUGAUGCAAGGAAGCUUGAGGAUGGGGACAUUGUAAAUGUUGAUGUCACUGUGUACUAUAAAGGCGUUCAUGGUGAUCUCAAUGAAACAUACUUUGUCGGAAAUGUGGACGAAGAGUCGCGGCAGUUGGUCAAAUGCACAUAUGAGUGCCUGGAUAAGGCAAUAUCCAUUGUUAAACCUGGGGUACGAUUCCGUGAGGUUGGCGAAGUUAUUAAUCGUCAUGCUUCAAUGUCAGGCUUCUCAGUGGUAAAAUCAUAUUGUGGUCAUGGAAUUGGAGAGCUUUUCCAUUGUGCACCAAACAUUCCUCAUUAUGGAAGAAAUAAAGCAGUUGGUGUGAUGAAGGCUGGUCAGACUUUUACAAUUGAACCAAUGAUCAAUGCAGGUGUCUGGCGAGAUCGAUUGUGGCCAGAUGGAUGGACUGCUGUUACAGCAGAUGGUAAACGAAGUGCCCAAUUUGAGCAUACUCUUUUGGUGACAGAAACUGGUGUUGAAGUUUUAACAGGGAGGUUGCAGACAUCACCCAAUGUUUUUCCUUGGUUAAAUUCAUAAUUGGGUGAAUCCAGAAAAACAUAUGCUGCCAUUUUCUAUAAUACUAUAUAGUUAAUGGACAACCAACCAUAUUUCAUUGCUCUGCUCUCUCAGGUUGUCUAUUAUAUCUUGGUGUAUUUGUAACUUUUUGGUCAAGAGUAUGAUUAGCAAUAAAUUGUUUGUUAUUGCAGAUUAUUUGCUUUUUGUAAUUUUGUUGUAUUUUCUUUCUUCUGCUCGAUAAUGAUGUUUGAGCCUAAUUUUUGAAUAUCAGGCUUUAUGAUAUAUGUGACAUACCCCUUGUUUUGA